Messenger RNA from Neoarius graeffei (lesser salmon catfish), 7329 nucleotides. Its product is annotated as glutamate receptor ionotropic, NMDA 2B-like. Gene Ontology annotation, molecular function: transmitter-gated monoatomic ion channel activity involved in regulation of postsynaptic membrane potential; NMDA glutamate receptor activity. Bases 1 to 7329 code for a protein of 2442 amino acids. The transcript is spliced from 20 exons. Gene Ontology annotation, biological process: long-term synaptic potentiation; monoatomic ion transport; excitatory postsynaptic potential. NCBI's taxonomy places the organism in Eukaryota, Metazoa, Chordata, Actinopteri, Siluriformes, Ariidae. Gene Ontology annotation, cellular component: postsynaptic membrane; NMDA selective glutamate receptor complex; plasma membrane. The record is from RefSeq and is a predicted model, not a curated record.
AUGCCACCCUCCUCACCAGUGAGUGCUGGUGGAGGAGCCAGUUUAGACGCCGACCACCCGUCCAUGCGGCAGGUUGUACUGGGUUACAUGUUACCAGUAGCAGGAUAUGAGAGGUGGAGUGUUUCGUCAGGUUUCACCACCAUGCUGCUUCUGAGAUGCAGGGAUGAGAGCGCGGCUGGACGUACGCAAGACUUCAAUGCCCGUGUGGGGAAAGACACUGAUGCCUGGCCGAAUGUUAUUGGAAAACACUCUCACCAUCCAGUGUCCAACAACAAUGGAUACCGCCUUCUGGACUUCUGUGCUCUUCACCAUCUUGUGAUCAGCCGAGUGCGGCUGAAGCUCUCCAGCCAAAGGAGAAAGAAACACUUUUCCUUACCCAACCUAGAUCUCUUGCGAUCGGGUGAAAAAAUUGAGGAUUUCCGGCAAUCCCUUUGUCGCCACUCAAUAGAUCUCCCCGCCUCUGGUUACUCCUUAGACAAAGACUGGAAUAACAUCAAAGUAGCCUUCCGCAAUGCCUCUCAUGAGUCUUUCGGUCAAAGACCCACCAAGUUCUGUGAUAAACAUCUCUCCACUGAAACCUUGCACCUCAUUGAGAAAUGCAAUGAAAUGAAAAAGCUGAAGGCAUCUGAGAGAACCCGCGAACUGUAUAUCAAAAUCAAUAGGCAAGUCAAGAAAAGUGUUCAGAAGGAUGAUGAGAACUGGGCCUCGAAUGUAGCCUCAAAACUUCAGGAUGCUGCUACUUUUGGCAACCAAUGGGAGGUGUGGCAUAACAUCAACGUUCUCUCUGGUAGAAAGAAGAAGAAGAGAAAUGCCUCCUCCGCAGUUCGAGGCAAGGACAGGGACUUCAUAACUGCUCAAGAUGAGAAACUUGCUAGGUGGAAGGAACACUUUGAAGAGCUUCUUAAUCCCAUUCCCAGUUCUCAGUUUUCUGUCCCUCCUUCCAAUCUUAUUGCGGACGAGCUCUUUAUUGAUCUACCCUUAUAUUCCCUUACGCAGUGUGAAAUCAGCAAGGCCCUCUCAAAGCUUAAGAACAACAAAGCUUGCGGCAUAGAUGAAAUUAGCAAUGAGGAACUUCGCUUCGGGGGAGAAGCCACACUAGACCUCCUCCACCCCCUGUUCGGCCGAGUCUGGGACCAAAAACAAGUGCCUUCAGACUGGCUAAAAGGAGUUAUCAUCAAAGUAGAGAAGAAGGGAGAUGUAACGUACUGCGAAAACAACAGAGGUAUCACCCUCCGCUGCGUAGCUUCAAAACUUUUCCAGAUGAUCAUCGUAUCAAGAUUAUCGGAUGGCAUAGAAUCCCUCCUGCAUGAAAACCAGUGCGGAUUCUGGAGGAACAGAUCCUGUAUUGACCAAUUCUUCUCUCUGCGCGUUAUCAUUGAGCAAGCUCUUGAGUACAAUCUUCCCCUGUUUAUUAAUUUCAUUGAUUUUAAAGCAGCUUUUGACUCAGUCAAUCGCGAUUAUAUCUGGGCCGCUCUCGAACACUACGGCAUACCCAUCAAAUACAUCAACAUAUUCAGAGCAUUCUAUUCCAACACAGUGAGUGCAGAGACGAGAGACGAGCUGACAGAAUGGUUCGACGUCAACUCUGGUACAGGCCAAGGUGAUAUACAGGCCCCUCCCAUCUUCAACAUCGUCCUCAACUGGGCGUGGUGUUCCAGCAGUGGAGUCAAACAGAGGUGUGUGCUGGCACCAACCUUGUUUGGCAUAUACUUUGCAGUCAUACUGAAGCAAGCUUUUGGUACUUCAACUGAUGGAGUCUAUCUCCGUACCAAGUUUGAUGGAAAGCUGUUUAGCUUGUCCCGACUCAAGGCCAAGACCAAGGUCAGAGAGGUGCUCAUCAGGGAUAUGCUGUUCGCAGAUGAUGCAGCACUGGCAUCUCACAUCGAGGCAAAGCUGCAGAGACUCAUUGACAAUUUUUCAUGUGCAUGCCAAGACUUCAGUUUGACCAUCAGUCUAAAGAAGACAAUAGUGAUGGUGCAAGGUGUCGAAUGCCCACCUGUAAUCACCUUCAACAACUGCACAAAUGAUGUGACAAAUAAGUUCACUUAUCUGGGAUCCACUGUGGCAGAUGCCCUCUCCAUGAACAAGGAGAUCAACAGCCAGAUAGGACGAGCAGCAACGACAUUCACCAGACUGAAGAAGAGAGAGAAGAGGCUUAACGCCUUUCACAUGAGGAGCUUGAGAUGUAUUCUUGGCGUCAAGUGGAAUGACUGCAUCACCAACACUGAUGUCCUCACUUGUGCCCAGAUCCCAAGUCUCUAUACGCUGUUGCAACAGCGUCGCCUCCUCUGGCUCGGACAUGUCUACCACAUGCCAGAUGGGAGAAUCCCGAAGGACCUAUUGUACGGUGAACUGACCUGUGGCACUAGAGCAUGGGGACGCCUCCAUCUCCGCUUCAAGGAUAUUGUUAAGCGGGACAUGAAGUUCCUGGAAAUGGACCUCCCCAGGUGGGAGGAAACUGCAAGCAACAGAGACCACUGGAAGCAAGAAGCGAGGAGCGGUCUCCAGAGAGGGGAGGAAAAGCUGAGACAAGCAGCUGAGAACAGAAGAUCAAGGAGGAAACAACGCAAUCUGAGACUUUGGCGGAGUCAAGCCUCCCGAGAUACAGGAUUAACCCCCAUAGUCUUACGAGACUAUAGGAUGCCAACCAAGGUCUCUCGCUCCUCCUCCAUCAUGCUUGUUUAUGGUCGCUGCUGUUUGUCUCCACCCCCUCUGGGACAGUGGGCAUGUCACGUGUCACUCACCCAACCUUUACCCAGUUUGCCCCGCCCUUUUUUAUUUUCACUUCAUACUUUCCUUCUACUUCUUCUCUUUCUGCUGGUUUCGUCUCCUGGCUGUCAAUCACGACGGGACCGAGGGUCCGGGGGCGUGACCAAUUACAUCCCAGGGGCAUGGCCUGACCCGGGUCUCGAACAGCGGCCAUGGUCCAAGCAGUGGGUGGGGUCGAAGCUGCUGCAGGGCCUCACCAUCGCUGUGGUCCUGGUGGGAAACUCAAGUGAAGUGACUCUGUACGGAACAAGGGAUAACAAAGAGGAGUGGCGGGAUCAAGGGAACAAUGGGUUUGUGAACGAAGGGGUAGGGAAUGUCGAAGUGGUGCGGAUGAACGAGACGGAUCCAAGCAGCAUCAUCAAGAGUGUGUGUGAUCUCAUGACUCAGCACUGGCUUCAGGGAGUUGUGUUCGGCGAUGACACGGAUCAGGAGGCCAUCGCUCAAAUCCUCGACUUCAUCUCCGCACAAACACGCACACCCAUCCUCGGAGUGAAGGGAGGAUCAUCCAUGAUCAUGGCAGCAAAGGAUGAUAACUCCCUGUUUUUCCAGUUUGGUCCAUCCAUUGAGCAGCAGGCCUCAGUGAUGUUGAACAUUAUGGAGGAAUAUGAUUGGUACAUUUUCUCCAUCGUCACGACCUACUACCCAGGAUACCAGGACUUUGUCACCAAGAUCCGCAGCACCAUAGAGAACAGUUUUGUGGGCUGGGAACUGGAGGAAGUUUUACUGCUGGACAUGUCAGUGGACGAUGGAGACUCUAAAAUCCAGAACCAGCUGAAGAAGCUCCAGAGUCCCGUCAUCCUGCUUUACUCCACCAAAGAAGAGGCCAACAUCAUCUUUGAGGUGGCACACUCUGUUGGGCUCACAGGAUAUGGAUACACCUGGAUCGUACCAUCUCUAGUGGCGGGGGAUGCUGACCACAUUCCUCCAGAGUUCCCUACAGGUAUGAUCAGUGUGUCCUAUGAUGAGUGGGAUUAUGGGUUGGAGGCACGUGUGCGUGAUGCUGUUACUGUUAUUGCCACGGCAACGUCAGCCAUGAUGAUGGAUCGUGGACCUCACACACUUCUGAAGUCUGAGUGUCAUGGAGCUCCAGAAAAGAAGAGCUCAGGAAACACUAACGAAGUACUCAGGUAUUUGAUGAAUGUGACGUUUGAAGGUCGUAACUUGUCGUUCAGUGAGGACGGAUAUCAAAUGCAUCCCAAACUUGUCAUCAUCCUACUGGACAAGAACAGACAGUGGGACAGAGUGGGGAAGUGGGAGAACGGCUCCCUGUCGAUGAAGUACCAUGUGUGGCCACGGUUCGAGUUGUACUCGGGGGAGGAGAGUCGCCACGACGACCACCUGUCAAUCGUGACUCUGGAGGAGGCACCGUUCGUCAUUGUGGAGGACGUCGAUCCUCUGAGUGGAACCUGCAUGAGGAACACUGUACCCUGCAGGAAGCAGCUGAAAAUGCGUAAUCAGACAGGUGAGUCGGGCAUGUAUAUAAAACGCUGCUGUAAAGGGUUCUGCAUCGACAUCCUGAAGAAGAUCGCCAAGUCUGUGAAAUUCACCUACGACCUUUACCUCGUCACUAACGGCAAGCACGGCAAGAAGAUCAAUGGAACCUGGAACGGCAUGGUGGGGGAGGUGGUGGUGAAAAAUGCUCACAUGGCUGUUGGUUCUCUCACUAUAAAUGAGGAAAGGUCGGAGGUCAUCGACUUCUCUGUGCCUUUCAUUGAGACAGGAAUCAGUGUCAUGGUCUCCCGUAGCAACGGCACUGUAUCACCAUCUGCAUUUCUGGAGCCCUUCAGUGCAGACGUGUGGGUGAUGAUGUUCGUCAUGCUGCUGCUGGUUUCUGCCAUUGCUGUAUUUGUGUUUGAGUAUUUCAGUCCUGUGGGCUACAACCGCUGCCUCGCUGAUGGAAGAGAGCCUGGUGGUCCCUCAUUCACUAUUGGAAAGGCAAUCUGGCUGCUGUGGGGUUUGGUGUUUAAUAACUCAGUUCCUGUGCAGAACCCCAGAGGAACUACCAGUAAGAUCAUGGUGUCCGUGUGGGCUUUCUUUGCUGUGAUCUUCCUGGCCAGCUACACUGCCAACCUCGCAGCUUUCAUGAUCCAGGAGGAGUACGUCGACCAGGUCUCAGGCCUCAGUGACAAAAAGUUUCAGAGACCUAAUGACUUCUCUCCUCCGUUCCGGUUUGGGACUGUGCCCAAUGGCAGCACAGAGCGGAAUAUCCGUAAUAACUAUAAAGAGAUGCACUCGUACAUGGUGAAAUUCCACCAGCGCAAUGUGGAUGAAGCUCUGCAGAGCCUGAAAGCCGGGAAGCUGGAUGCAUUUAUCUACGACGCCGCUGUGCUGAACUACAUGGCGGGUCGUGAUGAAGGCUGUAAGCUGGUGACGAUCGGCUCCGGGAAAGUGUUCGCUUCAACCGGAUACGGCAUCGCGAUCCAGAAGGACUCGGGCUGGAAGAGACACGUGGACCUGGCCAUCUUACAGCUGUUUGGAGAUGGAGAGAUGGAGGAGCUCGAGGCACUCUGGCUCACAGGAAUCUGUCACCACGAGAAGAAUGAGGUGAUGAGCAGUCAGUUGGAUGUGGAUAACAUGGCGGGUGUGUUCUACAUGCUGGGCGCGGCCAUGGCCCUGUCGCUCCUCACCUUCAUCGCCGAACACGUCUUUUACUCACACCUACGCUUCUGUUGCAUGGGAGUGUGUUCCGGAAAACCUGGCCUCACCUUCACCAUCAGCAGGGAAGUGUACAGUUGUAUCCACGGUGUUGAGAUUGAAAACAAGAGUUCGGCGCUGAAUUCCCCAUCAACCACCAUCAACAACACACACUCCAACAUCCUGCGUCUGCUGCGCACAGCUAAAAACAUGGCAUCAUUGUCAGGGGUCAACGGCUCCCCUCACAGCGCACUCGACUACCUACGCCGCGACUCGUCCGUCUAUGACAUCAGCGAUCAGCGACGUCACUCGGAGUGCCGGGUGCCAUACCUAUCCGAGAACAGUGACAAUAAUGCUUUUAGUGACUACAUCGAUCAAGUCGAGCGCACCUUUGGUAACCUGCACCGCAACGAGAGUGACCUAUACCUGCACCGACGCUCGGGCUCUGUCCCUGGCCCCGCCCCCAGCCUGGGUUCUGGCAGUUCACUGGAUGGUGCCAUUUUUGACUGCUCUGCCCUCACACACAGGAACAUGAGUAACUUUGACCUGCUGCAGGGACAUGCCCCACUUGGACUGCCAGAGCCAUACAGGAAGUUCUCCUUUAAAGGUGGGACUUCGGGCUACAUCCCUGCCUAUGAUCGCUAUGGCGAUGGAGACAACAUGUCUGACAUUUCCACUCACACCAUAACCUAUGGAAACCUGGAGAGUGACAGCAGAAAGAGAAAGCAGCAUGGCGAAAGUCUGAAGAAGCGGCCUGCUUCGGCCAAAUCGCGCCGAGAACUGGAUCAUGCCCACCUCGGUUACCGACGGAGACCACACCAUGGGCAUCACCGUCACCAUGGACACCGCUCUGUGUCUCCACCCCUCUCAGAACACAAAAUGAGAGGAGGAGGUGGAUCUUUGUCCUUCCUGUACCAGGACAAAGAAAGUCUUCGUGACUUUUAUCUGGACCAGUUCCGUCCCAAAGAGGGCGUGCCCCAAUGGGAGCAUGUGGAUUUGACUGAUGGGCCAAGUGGGAGUGGGGCUGGAGGUGGGGCUAAUUGUACUAGCCUGGUGCCUGUAGAUGACUUCCUGAAAAGUAAACCACCAAAGGUGGAGUCAAAAGUGGGAGGAGGGGAAUGGGAGUGUCGAAAUUGCCAUGCUAGCAGUGCAGGAAGUAAACGAAUGGCACAGCACACAGGGGGUGGGGCUUAUGGAGCUGGUGGAAGCAAUAGCUGUCUGGCAUCAGGAGUUGGGGGUGGGGCCAGCCGUCCCACUUCAGCUACUUGCAUGCGUUGCGAGGCUUGUAAGCGUUCAGGCAACUUGUACAACAUCAGCGAGGAUAGCAAUCAUGUAAUGGAGCAGAUAAGUGGGCGGGGUCAAACACCAUCACAGCGGCGACGAGCAUUUAGCGCGAGACCUUUACGCAGGCAGCAUUCUUAUGAUGCCUUCAUGGACCUGCACAGGGAUGACCAAGGGCUAAGUUUGCAGGCAGGGGGAGGGGCUAUGGACGAUGUAGGUGGGACUUUUCUGCCUCCUCGCAGUGUGAGUUUGAAGGAGAAGGAUCGCUGUAUGGAGGGCUCAUUCUCCCAUUUAUUUGAUACCCAGCAGUUUUAUAGCCCCACCCACCACUCCCUGAGUGCAUUCCGAGGGGAAAGAGACCCUUACUUCCUGUCAAAAUCACUCUAUCCUGAUCACACCAAUCACAAUCCAUUUGUGCCGACAUUCGGAGACGAUCAGUGCUUGCUGCACGGCGCUAAAACGUACUAUACAAAAAAACAGCAGCAUUCAGAUUCAAGAAAUCCAGGAAACCCUUCUGGGAUUUCGUCAUUCCUUCCCUCAUCUCGAUUCACCAAUCAGCACUCAGUUCUCGGGCCGCCACGCCCUUUUAACGGCACCAACGGCCAUGUGUACGAAAAACUCUCCAGCAUCGAGUCAGAUGUGUAG